Messenger RNA from Glycine soja, 2161 nucleotides. RefSeq names its product pectinesterase-like. Bases 158 to 1843 code for a protein of 561 amino acids. Gene Ontology annotation, molecular function: pectinesterase inhibitor activity; pectinesterase activity. Lineage: Eukaryota; Viridiplantae; Streptophyta; Magnoliopsida; Fabales; Fabaceae. The transcript is spliced from 2 exons. The record is from RefSeq and is a predicted model, not a curated record. Gene Ontology annotation, biological process: cell wall modification.
AUCUCCUCAAACACUAGUAAAGGGAAGGAACCGUACCUUCCUCAAUAAAACUUUCUCUCCGAUUUGGCUUCUCAGUUUCGGUUGUCAUCGUCGGGGAGAAACAAAAAAAAAACCCACAAAAAGAUUAUAACCCAAAAAACCAAAAAUAAAAUAAAAUAUGAAAGGUAAAGUACUAGGAUCCACUGUUUCUCUUAUCCUAGUGGUGGGUGUCGUAAUUGGCGUGGUUGCUGUAGUUCAAAGUCCAAAGGGCGUCAACAACAGCAAUGGAGGAGAAGUGAAAAGCACCAACAGGGCAGUGACAGCGUUGUGCCAAGGCUCAGACGACAAGAAACUGUGCCACGAUGUUCUGUCCUCUUCAAACAGCACAGACCCAAAGGAAUACAUCGCAACCGUGGUGAGAAGCUCGAUGGACAGUGUUAUCAAAGCAUUGAAUAUGAGCGACAGGCUGACGGUGGAACACGGCAACAGCAGCGCCGGAAUGAAGAUGGCUCUGGAGGAUUGCAAGGACUUGUUGCAGUCCGCAAUGCACGACCUGGAGGCCUCAGGCGUCUUGGUUAAAGAGAGCAGCCUCCAGGACGUGCACCAGCGGACCGCCGAGCUCAAGAACUGGUUGGGAGCUGUUGUUGCCUACCAGCAAUCUUGCCUCGACGGCUUCGACACCGACGGCGAGAAGAAGGUUCAGGAGCAGCUACAAUCUGGUAGCCUUGACAACGUUGGAAAGCUCACAGGCUUGGCACUCGAUGUCGUGUCAGGGAUUACACACAUUCUCCAGUCCUUGGACUUGGACCUUGCUCUCAAGCCCGCCUCUCGUCGCCUUCUUGACGUUGAUGAUGAUGGCUUCCCCACUUGGGUCUCCUCUGCUGAUCGCAAGCUCUUGGCCAACGAUCCUGUUUUGCCCCAUGCUACUGUUGCUAAGGAUGGUAGUGGUCAAUUUCAUACUGUUUUGGACGCUAUUAACUCCUACCCCAAGCAUCACCAGGGUAGAUAUGUUAUCUACGUUAAGGCUGGUAUCUAUGAUGAGUACAUCACCGUUGACAAGAAGAAGCCCAAUCUUCUCAUCUACGGUGAUGGCCCCUCAAAGACCAUCAUCACUGGCCGCAAGAACUUUCACGAGGGUACCAAGACAAUGAGAACCGCCACCUUCUCUACUGUUGCUGAAGAUUUCAUGGCCAAGUCAAUUGCAUUCGAGAACACCGCUGGUGCAGAAGGACACCAAGCAGUGGCACUCCGCGUGCAAGGUGAUCGUUCAGUGUUCUUUGAUUGCGCUAUGCGUGGUUACCAAGACACAUUGUAUGCCCACGCCCAUCGUCAGUUCUACCGCAACUGCGAAAUCUCUGGAACAAUUGACUUCAUCUUCGGCUACUCCACCACCUUGAUCCAGAACUCAAAGAUCUUGGUGAGGAAACCCAUGCCAAAUCAACAGAAUAUAGUGGUGGCUGAUGGCACAGGCCAGAAGAACAUGCCCACUGGAGUAGUCCUCCAAAACUGCGAGAUCAUGCCUGACGCUUCCCUCUUCGCUGACCGCAUGAUCGUGAAGACUUACUUGGCCAGGCCAUGGAAGGCAUUCUCAAGGGCAGUGUUCAUCGAGAAUGUUAUGGGCGACUUGAUUCAGCCCGAGGGUUAUAUUCCAUGGAACCCAAUUGAGCCAAACACACAGGAUUGUUACUUCGCCGAGUUUGGCAACACUGGACCAGGUUCCGUUACUCAAGCAAGAGCUAAGUUUGCCAAAGGUCUCAUCAGCAAGCAAGAGGCUGCAAAAUUCACUGCUGAGCCUUGGCUCACAACUAGCACUUGGUUGCCUUCCGCUGCCGUUCCCUUCGAUCCUAGCUUCACCAAAGCUUAAGCUUAAACUUGGGGAUCAGAGAGAGAAGGCGUACGUGCACGUUAAUUUGCAUGUGCAUGUUGAGCGUUAUAAUCUCUUUUUAGCUUACGUUAAUAUGUACUCAAGAGCGGGGAAUAAAACUGCUACCUAAUUUCAAUGCAGUGACAUAGCUAAUCGAUCCCUGCAACUGGUUUGAGGAUGUGAUUUGUAAUCGUUGAAUAGCUUUUCAUUUUAUGAUUGGUCUCUUUUUGUAUCAACCACUUGAUCAGUGUGCAUGUAAAAUAGACUGAUGAUGUGAGAAGAAGCAAUAGAAAAAUUCUUUUUGUUAUUUAAUAGAAA